Messenger RNA from Alnus glutinosa, 2317 nucleotides. RefSeq names its product synaptotagmin-5-like. Gene Ontology annotation, molecular function: lipid binding. The record is from RefSeq and is a predicted model, not a curated record. Bases 250 to 1950 code for a protein of 566 amino acids. Gene Ontology annotation, cellular component: endoplasmic reticulum. Lineage: Eukaryota; Viridiplantae; Streptophyta; Magnoliopsida; Fagales; Betulaceae. The transcript has 12 exons.
GCCAACGCCCAAAUGAAAAGGUUCCCUUUUUUCCUUUCCUUUCUAUGUCGGCAGAGCCCUUCGCUUCCUUUCCGAGUUCCGACACCUGGAGGAGAAGGAUAAAAGUCCAAAGCGAUUUAGUCCGCCCAAAUGUUGAUUCCAACGAGAAUCCUAAUCGCCACUAAAAUCUAAUCGCACAGUGCUUCUUUGUCAUUCAGCAGAAGCCUCUUUCUGCUCUGAUCGGAUCAGUGAAGACGAAGAAGACGGAAAAUGGGGUUCUUUGUGGGGCUGAUACUGGGACUCGCCGUGGGACUGGCGCUGAUAGUGGGGUUCGUCCGGUACGAGAACGUGCGGUCCAACCGCCGGACCCAACUGGCCACCACCAUAGCCGCUUUUGCCAGGAUUUCCGUUGAAGACUCCAGAAAGAUCCUCUCUCCCGACCGCUACCCGUCUUGGGUCGUCUUCUCUCAGCGCCAGAAGUUGAGUUGGCUUAAUCUUCAUCUUACAAAGAUCUGGCCCUAUGUUAAUGAGGCAGCGUCUGAGCUGAUAAAGACUUCGGUUGAGCCGGUUCUGGAACAAUAUAGACCGAUGAUAUUGUCCGCGCUCAAAUUUUCCAAGUUCACUCUUGGUACUGUGGCACCACAAUUUACAGGAGUUUCUAUUGUUGAGAAUGAAGAAGAAGGUGUCACCAUGGAAUUGGAGAUGAACUGGGAUGGGAACCCGAGUAUAGUACUGGAUAUUAAGACCAGAGUUGGUUUAGCACUUCCAGUGCAGGUGAAAAAUAUCGGAUUCACUGGGGUUUUCAGGUUGAUUUUUAAGCCACUGGUUGAUGAGUUUCCAUGUUUUGGAGCUGUUUGUUGUUCUCUAAGAGAAAAGAAAGAUUUGGAUUUUACACUUAAAGUUAUUGGUGGCGACAUAUCAGCGAUUCCUGGGCUUUACGAUGCAAUAGAGGGGACAAUACGGGAUGCUAUAGAAGAUACUCUUAUGUGGCCCGCUCGGAAAGUUGUACCUAUUUUGCCUGGGGAUUAUAGUGACCUGGAGUUGAAGCCUGUUGGGAUAUUAGAGGUGAAGCUUGUGCAAGCGAAGGGGCUAACGAAUAAAGAUAUCAUUGGAAAGUCAGAUCCCUAUGCUGAAUUGUAUGUACGGCCUUUACGUGACAGAAUGAAAACUAGCAAAACAAUUAACAAUGAUCUAAACCCGAUCUGGAACGAACACUUCGAAUUUAUUGUUGAAGAUGCAUCCACUCAACAUUUGGUGGUAAAAAUUUUUGAUAAUGAGGGGGUUCAGGCAUCUGAGCUCAUUGGGUGUGCUAGAAUACAGCUAAGUGAACUUCAACCUGGUAAAGUGAAGGAUGUCUGGUUGAAGCUUGUUAAAGAUUUGGAGGUCCAGAGAGAUAAUAAAAACAGGGGGCAGGUGCAUUUGGAGCUUUUGUACUGUCCUUCUGGCAUGGAGAACGGAUUUACCAAUCCUUUUGCCCCUAAUGUUUCAUUGACCUCCUUGGAGAAGUUUCUCAAUAGUGGGGUGAAUGGAACAGAAGCUCUUGGAAAUGAGAAAGCAGUCAUACAGAAGAAAAAGGAGGUUAUUGUUAGAGGAGUUUUUUCUGUUACCGUGAUAUCUGCUGAAGAAUUGCCAGCGGUGGAUCUGAUGGGGAAGGCUGAUCCCUAUGUUGUACUCACCUUGAAGAAAUCAGAAACAAGAAACAAAACUAGGGUUGUGAAUGACAGCUUGAAUCCGGUUUGGAAUCAAACUUUUGACUUUGUUGUUGAGGAUGGAUUACAUGAUAUGUUAAUCCUCGAAGUCUGGGACCAUGACACAUUUGGAAAGGAUUAUAUGGGGAGAUGCAUCUUGACACUCACUAGGGUUAUAUUGGAAGGGGAAUACAAAGAACAGUUCCAGCUAGAUGAAGCAAAAUCAGGGAAAUUGAAUUUGCAUCUCAAGUGGAUGCCGCAACCAAUUUACCGUGAUUCUUGAGUGCACUUGUUGUGUAGCUGACAGUGACUCAGAGCCUGCUUGGAAUUGCGUUAGAAAACAGAGGUUUUUGUCUAUAGAGCUUGCGAGUAAAUCAAAGAGGAUGUACGGCACAUUCAAAUUAAUUGAUUAAUAAACAUUGCACCGUGUAUUUUCGAGUACAAAGUAGAACAAUGUACAUAGUUGUUUAUUAACUUAAGGCUAAACGUAAGCUAGUGAAGUUUGAAGAUGAUGCAAUUAUGGAUUGAAAUAAGUGGCCUAAUUAUUGUAUGAGAUUGCUACAUGGUCAGCCUUUUACAUGCUAGCAGUCUUCUGGUUUGGGAAAUUCUGUUUUUUUCUUCCCUUUUUAUCAAGUGAUCUCUUUUUUGCA